Danaus chrysippus (African queen) is the source of this 267-nucleotide messenger RNA. Lineage: Eukaryota; Metazoa; Arthropoda; Insecta; Lepidoptera; Nymphalidae. The record is from the annotation of a GenBank genome assembly.
AUGAUCGGAGACGAUUUAAUUAAGUCCUCAGGUCGGUCUGUAGACGCACCGCGCGAGGGAGAACUGUUCUUUGUGCGACAACUAGUGUCGCUUUGUUGGCAAGCAGUGGGAGGUGAACUCUGUCUCAGAACGCACCUGUCCCACCGGACCACAGACGAAUAUGACUUCUAUGACGUACAGAUAAAGUUCAAAACAUUCUGCGGAGUCGAGAGAAGCGUGGGUCUUUAUAGAGUAACGAAUGUCUCAAUAUGGCGCGACGACGUGUGA